AUCGACGUCAGAUCACCUACUGUCAGAGACUGUAAAGAUGGCGUCUGCACAGACACCGCUGCUCAGCCGCAUCUCUGCAGCCUGGGCCGUUUUUCUCGGUUUAUUAAACAUAUUAAACGCGGGAUUUUGCGAUGAGCAGGUGCCGCUUCUUCUGUGGACGAGCGAAGGGAUCUCUCUGCCAAGUCAGUCCCCUCCUACUGCAGGUCACAUUGUUGGGCAGCAGCAGCUUGCGUCUUACCUGGAGAAAGCUCUGAAUGUGGGCCCACGAAAUGUAGUGCUGUUCCUUCAGGACAAGAUGAGCAUAGAGGAUUUCACCAUGUACGGAGGGGCUUUUGGAAACAAGCAGGACAGUGUUUUCCCCAACCUGGAGGGGGCUCUGAUGUCCUCAUCCUCCCCUCUGGUGUUACCUGCUGUGUCCUGGCCUGCCUCCAAUGCAGUGAUUGGCCAGCUCCAAGACCAAUUAGAAACUUCCCCUCUGUACAUGGACCCUGAGACACUGAGCCAGCUGAGACUCAAUGCGUCCUCACCCGCCCUGCUGGUGUUCAGGCUGCCCUACGGCAUCGGGGCUGAUUUGAUGUCUGCUAAAGAGAUUCUCAGUGGAAACGACGAGGUGAUCGGUCAGGUGUUGAGCAUCAUGAAGACCCAGUCUGUUCCAUACACAGCCAUUUACACAGCCCUGCGUCCCUCAAGGGAGGCAGCGUCUCUCUCUAUGGAAGCAGGUGUGGGUGGCGGACGCUCUCUGCUGCAGGCCAGAGGUGGCUACAGGGAUAGGGAGAGAGAAAGGGAGAGGCAGCGCAGGAUUAAAGAGAGGGCCGAUAUCUACGCUCCAGUGGAGUUUAAGGAGAGAGAGGACACCUGUAUCCUCAUGUGGGCAAAAGGCCUGUCGGUGAGCAUCCUCCGGAGUGGUCGCUGGGAGGAACAUGACCUGACUCCAUCUACCUUUGGGGAGGGUGUCAGCCCAAAACUCCACGGCUCAAGCUGCGACAAAACCAAAGCAAAGUUGGUUCUUAAUUAUGAGAAUGUACUCGGCCACCGCAGCUUUAAACUGAUCUUUGCUAUGAGCCAGCGUCACUAUAAGGUGUCUGCACGCCGCUGGUUCACACUUGACGCCGUGGAGCUGGAGUACGACGGGACCAAAGCCACGUUCAACGGCAGCAGACACGUUUAUGCCCCCGCUGAGUACUCGUACCGCUGUGAGUCUGUCACCAACUUCCGUUGGCCGCUACUCAUCCCACGCUCAUCCAAAGACCCAGCCAAUCAGUGGAGAGUCUCCUUUGAGGACUUCCAGAUCCAGGGCUUCAACGUGACCGGCAGUGAAUUCUCAUAUGCCAGUGACUGUGCGGGCUUCUUCUCUCCUGGUAUCUGGAUGGGUCUGAUGACCAGUCUGCUCAUGGUCCUGGUGCUCACCUACGGCCUGCACAUGAUCAUGCAGCUCCGCACCAUGGACCGCUUUGAUGACCCCAAGGGCCCUGCCAUCUCCGUUCCCCAGACAGAGUGACACACCUGCCAUCUGUCCCCUGACUUCACCCUCCAUCUUUCCUCCUCUCACUGCAAUGCUUCCACUUCCACCCUUUACAUUUCUCUCCCCAUUCAUCUCUAGUUGGACAGUAUACAGAAUAAUUAGUGAUGUUGUCAGAAUAAGAGUUUAUUCUUCAUUAUGUCAGUGUCAGUUUAUACCUUUUAAAAUGUGCAUCCUAAGACUGAAGCAUCUAGUUUUCAGGCUGCCAUAGAUUAAGAUGUCCCCCCUGAGAGGGAUACACCUGUACAUAGGGGAACAAGAAUAACGAAUAAUGAUGUGAAAUAUGAAAUGCUAUUUAUUUGUGAAUCUACUGUCAUUUGUCUAUGUUUGUGUGUACAUUUGUGGCUGUGAGUAGAACAUGAAAUGUAGUCGUUGAAUGAAGGGAAUCAAUUUUGUAACUGGAUGAUAGAGAAAUUAUAUCCAUUACAUUCCAUUAACUUUAGGCAAAAGGGAUGUUUUGAUGAACAUGCAACAUGAAAGAAGCACUGAGAUGCAACAUUAAAAUCAGACAUUUCCAGUUGUUUCUGUAUAAUCCUCUUGGUUGUUUUAAGUUUUCAUUUUUGAACAAUAUUGUUUGUCUUUAACAUGAGUCAAGCUCUCGCAACUGACGUGCACUGAAAUAUGCUUAAUGUGAAACUUAUCUUUCUGUUUAAUUUAUUUUGUAGUGAAUCUCAAUGAUGUAAGGUCUUGUUUUGUGCUGCUGCUGUGACCCCAAUAAAACAUCUGAGAAGAGG
Seriola aureovittata is the source of this 2253-nucleotide messenger RNA. It is a transcript of the gene atp6ap1a, whose product is annotated as ATPase H+ transporting accessory protein 1a. The record is from RefSeq and is a predicted model, not a curated record. Gene Ontology annotation, cellular component: proton-transporting V-type ATPase complex. NCBI's taxonomy places the organism in Eukaryota, Metazoa, Chordata, Actinopteri, Carangiformes, Carangidae. Bases 38 to 1498 code for a protein of 486 amino acids. The transcript is spliced from 11 exons.